Messenger RNA from Rhizophagus irregularis DAOM 181602=DAOM 197198, 1286 nucleotides. RefSeq lists its product as uncharacterized. The record is from RefSeq and is a predicted model, not a curated record. Gene Ontology annotation, cellular component: mitochondrion. Gene Ontology annotation, biological process: fatty acid beta-oxidation. Gene Ontology annotation, molecular function: catalytic activity. NCBI's taxonomy places the organism in Eukaryota, Fungi, Glomeromycota, Glomeromycetes, Glomerales, Glomeraceae.
AAUAAUGCACAGUUUACUUUUUAACUUAUAUUACUGCAAUAUCAUAUACAUUCUCCUAAGUUACGCUCUAAAUCGAUCCAAAAAAAUUAGAUAGGAUAAACAUGAUGUUUCUGAGACAAGAAUGAUUUCGUCUGAUACCAGAGACACCUCUUUCAUUCUCAUCUGAACUUUUUGAUGUUAGCAAUUUUUUCUGAUAUAUAUUUCAGUAACUUCUCACGUAUACUACUGUACUUCAUCCAUUUCCUUUAAAAUUCCUAUUUUUAGCAAUUCCAUCGAUCAAAAAUUUCGUGUUACUAAAAUAUCAAUGACUGUACAUCGUUUUUCCUUCGAAUAAAAAUGAAACCCAAUUUAACUUGUAUUCUUCAACAACCAUUUAUUUUUAACAAUGUUAUUCAAAAACAACGUGUUAUCCAAAAAACUAUUUUAUCACGCGCUUUAAAUACUUCAACUGUACUUUCAUCAGAAAAAUUAUGCUUUGUCGAGAAGUUGGGAGGCGAAGAUAAAGGAAUUUCUAUAAUAAAUAUUAAUAAUCCAGCUACAAAAAAUGCAUUCUCAAGAAAUUUAUUAAGAGAAUUUCGUGAUACUGUGAAUAAUCUAAGAUUCGAAAAUGAUUCUCGUGUUGUUUUAUUGAGAAGUUUGGUAGACCGCACAUUUUGUUCAGGUGCUGACUUAAAGGAACGCAUCAAUAUGUCAGAGUUAGAAAUUAAAGAAUUCCUUCAUAAUUUGCAAGGAGCAUUUCGUGAUCUUGAAAGACUUCCUGUACCAACAAUUGCUGUAAUUGAUGGUAUCUGUGUUGGUGGAGGACUUGAAUUAGCCCUAUGUUGUGAUAUGCGAGUUGCUGGUGAACAUUCCAAAAUUGGACUUCCAGAGACUAAACUUGGUAUAAUACCAGGUGCUGGUGGUACUCAACGGCUGUCACGCGCUAUUGGAGUUGCAAAGGCUAAAGAGUUAAUAUUUACAGGACGAAUAGUAAGCGCAAAAGGUGCACUUGAAGAUGGAAUUGUGAACUAUGCAACAGUGGAAGGUUCAUCGAUGGCAAUUGCAAUGAAUAUCGCGAAGCAGAUUUUACCAUGUGGACCUAUUGCUAUUCGUAUGGCUAAAUUGGCUAUUGAUCGUGGUAGUCAACUUGAUUUAGAUUCUGCAUUGGAAUUUGAACAAACCUGUUACGCUCAAGUUAUUCACACGGAAGAUCGGAUUGAAGGAUUGAAGGCAUAUAAAGAAAAGAGACAACCCGUUUAUAAAGGAAAAUAAAUUAAUGUUUUAAAAAAUUAUUUAUUGCGAUACAU